This is a messenger RNA of Oryctolagus cuniculus (rabbit), 6411 nucleotides long. Lineage: Eukaryota; Metazoa; Chordata; Mammalia; Lagomorpha; Leporidae. The record is from RefSeq and is a predicted model, not a curated record.
AGCCACUGGCAGGGGUGAUAAAGGGCUGGGCGGGCGGGCUGGGCCUGGCUGGCUGGAGGUGACGGGGCAGCUCGGAGGAGCAGCAUCACAGAGCAACGACAGAGCCACCACAGGCAAUAUGGCGGAGGCAGAAGCGGUGAAGCUGAAGGAGGAGGGGAACCAGCACUUCCAGCUCCAGGACUACAAGGCGGCGACAAAGAGCUACAGCCAGGCCCUGAAGCUGACCAAGGACAAGGCCCUGCUGGCCACGCUCUACCGCAACCGGGCAGCCUGUGGCUUGAAAACGGAGAGCUACGUCCAGGCCGCGGCAGACGCCUCCCGAGCCAUCGACAUCAACUCCUCGGACAUCAAGGCUCUGUACCGGCGAUGCCAGGCGCUGGAGCACCUGGGGAAGCUGGACCAGGCCUUCAAGGACGUUCAGCGCUGUGCCACCCUCGAGCCACGGAACCAGAACUUUCAGGAGACGCUGAGAAGACUCAACGGCAGCAUUCAGGAGAAGCUCCGCGUGCAGUUCUCCACCGACUCCAGGGUACAGACCAUGUUUGAGAUCCUCUUGGACGAAAACAGCGAGGCUGAUAAGCGGGAAAAGGCCGCCAACAACCUCAUUGUCCUAGGCCGUGAGGAAGCCGGAGCUGAAAGAAUCUUCCAGAACAACGGAGUGGCCCUGCUGCUGCAGCUCCUGGAUACUAAGAAACCAGAGCUGGUGCUGGCUGCAGUGCGGACCCUGUCGGGCAUGUGCAGUGGCCACCGAGCCAGGGCCACGGCGAUUUUGCACUCAGUCCGCAUAGACCGCAUCUGUAGCCUCAUGUCUGUGGAAAACGAGGAGAUGUCCCUGGCCGUCUGCAACCUGCUGCAGGCUGUCAUCGACUCCCUUUCUGGGGAGGACAAGCGAGAGCACCGUGGGAAGGAGGAGGCCCUGGUUCUAGACACCAAGAAGGACCUGAAGCAGAUCACCAGCCACCUGCUGGACAUGCUGGUCAAUAAGAAGGUGUCUGGCCAGGGCAGGGACCAGGCGCUGAACCUGCUCAAUAAGAACGUCCCCAGGAAGGACCUGGCCAUUCACGACAACUCACGCACCAUCUACGUGGUGGACAACGGCCUCAGGAAGAUCCUGAAGGUCGUGGGGCAGGUUCCCGACCUGCCGUCCUGCCUGCCCCUGACGGAAAACACCCGCAUGCUGGCCUCCAUCCUCAUCAACAAGCUCUACGAUGACCUGCGCUGCGACCCAGAGCGGGAGCACUUCCGCAAGAUCUGCGAAGAGUACAUCACGGGCAAGUUUGAUCCCCAGGACAUGGACAAGAAUGUGAAUGCCAUUCAGACGGUGUCUGGGAUCCUGCAGGGCCCCUUCGACCUGGGCAACCAGCUCCUGGGACUGAAAGGUGUGAUGGAGAUGAUGGUGGCGCUCUGCGGCUCGGAGCGCGAGGCAGACCAGCUGGUGGCCGUGGAGGCCCUCAUCCACGCCUCCACCAAGCUCAGCCGCGCCACCUUCAUCAUCACCAACGGGGUGACGCUGCUCAAGGAGAUCUACAAGACCACCAAAAACGAGAAGAUCAAGAUCCGCACGCUGGUGGGACUCUGUAAGCUUGGCUCUGCAGGCGGCACAGACUACGGCCUCAGGCAGUUUGCUGAAGGCUCUACAGAGAAGCUGGCUAAGCAGUGUCGCAAGUGGCUAUGCAACGCCUCCAUAGACACGCGCACCCGGCGCUGGGCCGUGGAGGGCCUGGCCUACCUCACCCUGGACGCCGAUGUGAAGGACGACUUCGUGCAGGACAUCCCUGCCCUGCAGGCCAUGUUUGAGCUGGCCAAGACCAGUGACAAGACCAUCCUGUACUCGGUGGCCACCACGCUGGUGAACUGCACCAACAGCUACGACGUCAAGGAGGUCAUCCCGGAGCUCGUGCAGCUCGCCAAGUUCUCCAAGCAGCACGUGCCCGAGGAGCACCCCAAGGACAAGAAGGACUUCAUAGACAUGCGGGUGAAGCGGCUUCUGAAGGCGGGCGUCAUCUCCGCGCUGGCCUGCAUGGUGAAAGCUGACAGCGCCAUCCUCACCGACCAGACCAAGGAGCUGCUGGCCAGGGUAUUCUUAGCACUGUGUGACAACCCGAAGGACCGAGGGACUAUCGUGGCUCAAGGUGGUGGCAAGGCCCUGAUCCCCCUGGCUUUGGAAGGCACAGACGUGGGCAAGGUGAAGGCAGCCCACGCCCUGGCAAAGAUCGCCGCCGUCUCCAACCCGGAUAUUGCCUUCCCUGGGGAGCGGGUAUAUGAGGUGGUGCGGCCGCUCGUGAGCCUCCUGGACACGCAGAGGGAUGGGCUGCAGAACUACGAGGCUCUCCUGGGCCUUACCAACCUGUCUGGGCGGAGCGACAAGCUGCGGCAGAAGAUCUUUCAGGAGAGGGCCUUGCCAGACAUCGAGAACUACAUGUUUGAGAAUCAUGACCAGCUGCGGCAGGCGGCCACCGAGUGCAUGUGCAACAUGGUGGUCAACAAGGAGGUUCAAGAGAGGUUCCUGGCAGAUGGGAAUGACCGGCUGAAGCUGGUGGUGCUGCUCUGUGGGGAGGAUGAUGACAAGGUGCAGAACGCAGCAGCAGGGGCCCUGGCCAUGCUGACGGCAGCGCAUAAGAAGCUGUGCCUCAAGAUGACCCAAGUGACAUCGCAGUGGUUGGAGAUCCUACAGCGGCUUUGCCUGCAUGACCGGCUGUCUGUCCAACACCGGGGCCUGGUCAUCGCCUACAACCUGCUGGCGGCUGAUGCAGAGCUGGCCAAGAAGCUGGUGGAGAGCGAGCUGCUAGAGAUCCUGACUGUGGUGGGGAAACAGGAGCCCGAUGAGAAGAGGGCGGCAGUGGUCCAGACCGCCCGGGAAUGUCUCAUCAAGUGCAUGGAUUAUGGCUUCAUCAAACCAGUGUCUUAGACAGGGGCCCACGGAGGGGGCUGGUGCAGUUCUGUGCCACGUCCUGAGCUGGGUGCUUCUGCAGUGUCAGUUCACUUAGGGAUCGUAGCAGUGGCAGUCUCAGUAUGGAGGAGACUUGAUUGUCCCCUGUGUUGUGCAUCUUCCCCCCUGUCCUGGGAAAGUUUGAAUGUUUCACCAACUCUCUGCCCCCUGUCUCCUUAUAUUUGCCAUGUUCCAGAAAUUCCUAGAAUAAUGUGAUCUGUGAUUAGAAGGUAGUUUGGAUAAUUCUUCCUGUACCCAUUCUGAAGGCCAGGAUAAUGGGCUGAAGUUCUCUAUGUUUUGCAAAGUGGAUGUAUAGUCAGGUAGGAACUAACAGGUGUGUGACCAUACAGGUUAAUGCUGUUGUCUUUGGAUGCUGAUCUGUGCUGGUUUCCACAUCUGUGCUUUUCCAAACUCUUGGAAUCUGGCAGUUCAGAACUGCGUGUUUCUUCAGUGCCCUGUUCCAGGCUUUAUGGAUUUGGUUUAGUAGAGGAGACCUAAAAUAAUUACUUAGAUAUUUAAUUAGAGUUGUUAUAAGGACUAUUAAUGAAAGGCACAUUAAUCUAUGAAUGAGACUGUCUUAUAAUAGGGUCCUAGUCCAGUUUGAGGGUUGGGGAUAAUGGAGAUGAGGAAGAGUAGGGAAAGGAAUAAGUGUAGCAAAAGCAAAAGCUAAGUUCCAUGUUCUUUUUUUUUUUUUUUUUUUUGGACAGGCAGAGUGGACAGUGAGAGAGAGAGAGACAAAGAGAAAGGUCUUCCUUUGCCGUUGGUUCACCCUCCAAUGGCCGCCGCGGCCAGCGCGCUGUGGCCGGCGCACCGCGCUGAUCCGAUGGCAGGAGCCAGGAGCCAGGUGCUUUUCCUGGUUUCCCAUGGGGUGCAGGGCCCAAGCACCUGGGCCAUCCUCCACUGCACUCCCUGGCCACAGCAGAGGGCUGGCCUGGAAGAGGGGCAACCGGGACAGAAUCCGGCGCCCCGACCGGGACUAGAACCCGGUGUGCCGGCGCCGCUAGGCGGAGGAUUAGCCUAGUGAGCCGCGGCGCCGGCCCUAAAUUCCAUGUUCUUGCAGAACCACAGGCAAAGUGCUAUUGAGACUUAGAGGAGGGAGAAUCACACUAACAGAGAGGUGUGUUCAAGGCUCAGAGGAACUGUUCUUCAUUGGUGCGUCUCCGGGCAUGCGGAAGACAGUGAUCCAGGCCAGGAAGGGGCUGCAUUUGCCCAAGGUCUUCUGAAUUCUCCAGUCACCACUUAGGAGCUCAUUAGAAAGGCAGACUCUCAGAGCCAGUACCCAAACUACUGAAUGAGGACCACAUUUUUAGCAAGAUUCUACAGUGAUUCAUACAGACCUUAUGGGUACUGAAAUAAAUGAAGACAUCAUGUCAGAGCACAGAAGUACAUUCUGCACCUCCACCAACGCGAGGAAAUUCUGUAGUUGAGCACUAAGCCAUGGGAGUUGUUGCUUGAUUUUUAACAGGAAAAGCACACACAGAAAAUGCAUUGAGUAGGUAAAGUCAGUCUGUUCAGUGGACUGGGGAGGAUAGUGGCUCACUUUUAUUAUUUAUUUAUUUGUUGGUUUUUAAAAAAGAUUCAUUUAUUUAUUUGAAAGGCAAAGUUACAGAGAGGCAGAGGCAGAGAGAAAGAGAGAGAGAAGUCUUCCAUCUUCUGGUUUACUCCCCAGAUAACCACAAUGGCCAGAGCUGCACCAAUCUGAAGCCAGGAGCCAGGAGCUUAUUCUGGGUCUCCCACAUGGGUGCAGGGGCUCAAGGGCUUGGGCCAUCCUCUGCUGCUUUCCCGGGCCACAGAAUCCAGCAGAGAGCUGGAUUGGAAAUGGCUCACUCAGGUCUGGAACCUUUGCCCACAUGGGAUGCCAGCAAUGCAGGUAGUGGCUUUACCCACUACGCCACAGCACUAGCCCCUAUUUGUUGGUUUUCAAGUUAAUACAUUUUAUAUUUUAGAGAGAUUUAUAUUUUAGAGAUUUAAGAUCCACAACAAACUAGAACAGAAAGUUCAGAGUUUCAUGUCUCCUCUGUUCCCACACAUACAGGCCUUCCUCCAUUAUUGAUAUCUGGCCCAAUAAGAAUAUACUUGUAACUAUCAAUGAACCAACACAGCCUCAUCAUUCAAAGUCCAGAGUUUACAUUAGGGUCCCUCUCGGUGUCCAUUCUGUAGGUCUGUGCAAAUGUAGGACGACGCGUGUCCACCAUCGUGGUGUCACACAGAGCAGUUUUGCUGUCCUAAGAACCCUCUGAGUGUGAUGCCACCCACAUCAUUGCUUGGUCUUGGAUAGGCCUGACACGUGUAGGAAAGGCAUUGGUUAGAUAAAUUCAGUUUCCCUUCGAGAGAGAACUUGAAAACUUCCUCCAUUUUUUUUAAUUUUUUUUUAUUUUUAUUUUUGACAGGCAGAGUGGACAGUGAGAGAGAGAGACAGAGAGAAAGGUCUUCCUUUGCCGUUGGUUCACCCUCCAAUGGCCGCCGCGGCGGGCGCACUGCAGCCGGCACACCGCGCUGAUCCGAUGGCAGGAGCCAGGAGCCAGGAGCCAGGUGCUUUUCCUGGUCUCCCAUGGGGUGCAGGGUCCAAGGACUUGGGCCAUCCUCCACUGCACUCCCUGGCCACAGCAGAGAGCUGGCCUGGAAGAGGGGCAACCGGGACAGAAUCCGGCGCCCCGACCGGGACUAGAACCCGGUGUGCCGGCGCCGCAAGGUGGAGGAUUAGCCUAGUGAGCCGCGGCGCCGGCCUCUUCCUCCAUUUUUUAAGUCUGUGCUUUAUUUUCAUUUUUGAACCUCAGACUAAAAGGAAGCGUGUGGGGCUGGCUUUGUGGAGCAACGUGGUUAAGUCUCUGCCUGAGAUGCUGGCAUCACAUAUGAGCACCAAUUCCAGUCCUGGCUGCCCCAUUUCCAAUCCUUCUCUCCUCUAAUGUGCUUAGGAAAGCAGCAAAAAAUAACCUAAGUCCUUGGGCCCCUGCCACUGAUGUGGGAGACCUGGAUGGAGUUCCUGGCUUCUGGCUUUGACCUGGCUCAGCCAUGGCCUUUAUGGCCAUAUGGGGAGUCAACCAUUAAAUGGACAAUCUCUCUCUGUGUAACUCUGCCUUUCAAAUAAAUAAAAUGAAUCUUAAAAAAGGGAAGUACAUGCACACAAAACAGCCAGAGGGCCAAGGAAAGGAGACUGCCUUUCCAAUCUGACUCUCGGGUUAAGCAUGGUUCCUUUCAUUCAUAGAUUCACAGCCUCGGAAUUAUUGUCUUCUUCCUGAAGUAGUUCAUAAAAUAAAACCUCAGCUUUGGCUUUAUGAAACUCAUUUUUAAAAUGUGUAUUUUACUGCUGAGUAAAUAUCUUCAUACUUGAUAUAAGUGGAAGUGUCUUAUAAAGCAUUUUUAUGAAUGUUCACAUGUAUUUUAGCUGUGUUUCUAUUUUUAUUUUACUAAAAAGAGUUUCUUAACAUUUGAUUCUGAAUUCAAAGUAAAAAGGCCACUAACACCCGUGAGUCCCUACUGUA